UAUCUGUGAUUUUUUGUAAAAAAUUCUAGUUCAGAUUUGAAUUCGGCGUGAAUUGGAGAAAAAUUCAAAAAAUGAAUAAGUUUUUACCUUUUUUGGCUAUUUUAGCCAUUAUUUGUGCAAAUAACGUUAAUGGAAAGGAAGUGGUUUGUUAUGUCGAUAUCUCAUCCAAUGCAGGAUACCAACUUUUAUCUACCCUGAAGCCUAAUUUGUGUACGAUGGUGAAUUUAGCCUUCGCUCAAGUCGAUGCUAAUGGAAAUAUUUUGGCGAGUGCCAUGACGAAUCUUGGAAAUUUUCUCAACUUUAGAGGAACACAAAAAGCUCCCAAAAUGCUUUUGUCGAUAGGGGGCGCUGCAGAUUGGUGGAGUUUACAGAACUUUGUUCAAAUCGCAGCAAGUCCUUCUUUGAGAGACGCUUUUGCUCAAUCUUGUUUAACAACUUGUCAACAAUACGGUUUGAGUGGCAUCGAUGUCGAUUGGGAAUUUCCUUCUUCAAGCGAUCGUCAGAAUUUUGUCGAACUUCUCAGAGCAGUGAAAGCAAAAUUAGCUCCUGCUGGAUACUUGUUGACAGUUGCUGUCGGAACUUCCAAUUGGUGGGCUGUUGGAUCGGGAGGCUUGGAUGUUGCCGGAGUCGGGCAAGUUGUUGAUUACGUGAAAAUGAUGACGUACGAUUUUCAUGCAAAUGCUCAAUGGGAUGUCAGUUUCGGAUUGUACUUCAAUGCGCCAAUGGAUGAUGUCGCAGGACGCGAUUCAAUGGUUAAUAGUUUGAAUCUCUUCAGUUCUGUGGAUUCGCAAAAGUUAAUUCUUGGAUUGCCGUUGUAUGGAAAUGCUUAUGCAAGAGCGGGAUCUGUCAAUGUUGGAGCUUCUUAUUCAUCAAAUUGGCCAAGUACGGGAGUUUCGCCUUCUUAUAAUGAAAUUUGUGCAAGAACUGGAAUGACAAAAGUUGCUGGAUCAGCACCCCAAUGGACUCCGUAUAUGUAUGACAGUAGCUUAUGGAUUUCGUAUGAAAAUCCCGAGAGUGUUACGAAAAAAGCGAGUUUGGUAAAUACGAGAAAUUUGGGAGGAGUUAUGGUUUGGUCUUUGGAAAAAGAUGACCAAACAGGCGCUUGUGAUACAUGUCCUUUCCCGUUAAUGCGAGCGAUCAAUAAUGCUGUUGGAAGAUAUGUCGAUUGCUCUUUUACCUUAUCCGGAAAUAGCUCUUAUCCCGUUAUGCCAGAAUUACCUGAUCCAGUUGACACGACAACGACUUCUACUACGACAACAACCGCUUCUUCCAACCCUGAUGGAGCAUUGCAAGUUUGUCCUACUUCAGGCUACUUCAAGCACCCGGAUUGCACAAAAUUCUACCAUUGUGCAUGGCCCGGACAGGCGCCAUACACGCAAAAUUGCCAACCCGGCUUAUUCUGGAACAAUCAACAGCAAUAUUGUGAUUGGAAUUGUGUGCCAUAACGGAACUUGUUUGCAGAAUUAAUCAUUUGUUUGAUUUCCCCCAAGAAUGUUUCCACGUGAAUUGAUGGAAUAUUUUCCAAAAAUGCAUUAAUAAAAUUGUAAAAUAUUGACAGCAACCGAGAGAAACAAGAGAUAAAUAAAUUU
Messenger RNA from Culicoides brevitarsis, 1589 nucleotides. Its product is annotated as chitinase-3-like protein 1. Gene Ontology annotation, cellular component: extracellular region. The record is from RefSeq and is a predicted model, not a curated record. The transcript is spliced from 5 exons. NCBI's taxonomy places the organism in Eukaryota, Metazoa, Arthropoda, Insecta, Diptera, Ceratopogonidae. Gene Ontology annotation, molecular function: chitin binding; chitinase activity. Bases 72 to 1445 code for a protein of 457 amino acids. Gene Ontology annotation, biological process: carbohydrate metabolic process; chitin catabolic process.